GCACCUCCACAUGUUGAUUGCUGACUUCUCUAUGUACUCCUAAGACUUCAGAGAGACAACAAUCAAAUAAACCAGCAGAUCUGGAUUUAUGGAGCCUGGAUUACAGCUGAGGGAGGAUUCAGAUAUGUUUAUCUUAGAAAUGAAGCAGCUGUGAGAAAGCAGAAGGAGUCUGGUAAGAGGGAUUUGGUGAAUGUCUCUGUCCGUUACAGUCUCUCUUCACCAUGGCAGCAGCUCUGCCGAUGUGUUACCACGGAGCCAUCAGUAAGAGGGAGUGUGAGGAGCUGCUGGGGAAGAAGAACAAGGAUGGAGCUUAUCUGAUCCGAGACAGCGAGACCAUCCAGGGGGCCAUGUGUCUCUGUGUUUAUAAACAGAGGGUGGUGUAUACCUACAGACUGCUGCAGACACACACUGGAAACUAUACUCUCAUGGCUGCCGGAGGUAUGAAAGAGAUUUUUUUUAAGUCUUUGGAUGAGCUGGUCCGUCACUAUAAAAGGAAAAACCAGGGCCUGGCCGUGCACCUGCGGCACUCUGUGAAGAGGAAGACGGCUCUGUUGAUCCAGCCUCGACAUGCGCCUGAACCCUCGGCAUCACCGAGACAGCAUAGAGGGGUACCUGAAGAGGAUCAUGACUACGAGAAUGCUCCGGCCUCAGAGUAUGUUGAAGUCUUACCUCCAUGAGGACCUCCAAUCGUUAAUCAUCAAACUCAUGAGGAGACAUUUAAGAGGAAUAAGACUGAACUUUGGGAGAUGUUCCCUGACUGGAUCAAAUCAGGGAUGAGAAAUAAGGACAAAUGGACAGAAGAACAAUGCUCCUCAUCUACUUUUCCUCCUCAUAAACUCUAUGUUCCUGUUUUGUCAGUUGUUGGAAAACUGUCCUCAAAAGGAAACAUCCCAACAAAACUUCGCAAGGAUGGGCAUGAAAGCUCUAGUGAACUGGAGAGAAUGAUGCAUCUUUGAUAUUUUUUUACUGUUUUUACACACCUGCAGAAAAGAUACCACAGCUACUGGUGCUUCUUAGACAGUUUAGCAUGCUAACACAAUAUGGAGUUAUGUCAAAUGCUCUCUUGAGUUUACUGAGGAUAAAUUAUCUAAGAAUGUGUCUGACCAGGAAAGUUCUGUUGAAGAGCUCCUCAGAUCUGAAAGUUUCCAAAAGUUUCUGUAAUUAACUUACACUCAAAUGUAAUGAUGGUUAACCUUUUUUUAGACAGAUUUAAAGAACAACAUAAAGGUUUUUUUUUUGGUUGGACAAUAGCAUUCAGCUGCCUGACCAUUGCACCAGCAGGAACUGCAAUGACAUUGUAUUCAAAUCCAUGUACUCUAAUAUGGAGCUAGCUCCCCUUUUGUAACUAUAACAGCCUCCACUCCUCUUGGAAGCCUUUCCACAAAAUUUUUGGAGUCUUUCUGAGGGAAUUCGUGCCCAUUCAUUCUGUAGAGCAUUUAUGAGGCCAGGCUCUGAUGUUGGACGAGAAGACCUGGCUCACAAUCUCCAUUCCAGUGCAUCCCAAAGGUGCUGGAUGGGGUUGAGGUCAGGACUCUAUGUGGGCCAGACAAGCUCUUCCACACUGAACUAAUCAAACCAUGUCUUUAUAGUCCUUCUUUGUGCACUGAAGCACAGUCAUGCUUGAAUAAAAAAGGGCCUUCCUCAAACUGUUGCCACACAGUUGGAAGCAUAGCAUUGUCCAGAAUGUCUUGGAAUGUUAAAGCAUUAAGAUUGGCCUUCACUGGAGAAAAGGGGGGGGGGGGGACAGCCCCAUACCAUUAUCCCUCCUCCACCAAUCCUCACAUUUGGCACAAUGCAGUCAGGCAGGCAAUGUUUGCCAGCAUCCGCCCCACCCAGACUCAUCCAUCUGACUUCCAAACAGAGAAGCGUGAUUCAUCACUCCACAGAACGCUUUUCCACUGCGUCACAGUUCAAAGUUGGUGUGCUUUACACCACUCCAUCCGAUGCUUGUCAUUGCGCUGGGUGAUGUAGCUGCACAGCCAAGGAAACCACAGUUUUAGUGUUAACAUUAAAAGGAAGUUCAGAACUCUUAAAGCUUUUAUUUUGUCAACUAAGCAAAAAGUUGGCGACUUUUACACUCCAUUCAUCUUUGCAGUAGUUGACCCUGCUCUGUAAAUGUAUGUGGUCUUCCACUGUGGUGUUUCUGUUGUUCUCAAACUCUUCCACUUUUUAAUAAUGUCACUUCUAGUUGACUGUGGAACAUCCAGCAAGGAUGAAAUUUCAAAAAACCCUCUUCUUGCAAAGGUGGCAUCCAUCACAGUACCACGCUUGAAGUCACUGAGCUCUUCAGAACGUCCCAUUUAGGAUCACAGAUGUUUGAGAAUGGAGGCUGCAUGGCUGGAUGAUGAUUUUAUACACCUGCGGUGACAGGUCUGUGCAUUAAUAUGAGUGUUUUACAGUUAUAUUACAACUUGUCUCCUGUUGACAUUACUAGUGAUUACCCAGUGACCAGACCAGCCAUGGGGCUUGUGGUCCAUGCAUGAUUAUAUUUUUGAGUAGGAGCAUACUGGCUACAUACACAGGCAUCUGUGAAGGGUUCAGAGCUAGACGGACCACAAUAUAUUAUGUCAUAAAUUUAGUGCAGAAGUAUGAAUUAAGCCUCCUCAUAUGGUGUAAAAUCUGUACAGUCAAGUACAAAUUUUAUUAUCUAAUGCAAGCCACAUUUCAUAUUAUCUUUUUAGUUUGUUGUGGGCCAAGUGAAAGUGAACUAUAAGCCAUUUUUAGCUUAUGGGCCAUAGUUUGGCCAUCCCUGAUUGAAACUGUGUAAAAACACAGCACAAUAAGAUAUGGGAGCUAAAUAUUUAAGCAGUUGACUGAUUGUCGCCUGAUCUUGACUGUCUACAUUCUCUGCCCUGAACUUCUUCUUUCUUGGAAACUUUAAGCUUGUGAAGUGCUAAAAAAAGAUGAGAGGGUCAAACUGAGACCAAGUUUUUGAUGUUCAUGUGGUUCAUGUUUGUCCAUGCUUGCAAAGAGACCAGUACAUGCUCAAUACAUACUACCGCUUUUCAAACCACCGCACAUCCUGCAUCUUCUUCACAUGCUGCUGUCACUUAGUUUUUUUUUUAAAGCAUUGCAUAACCAGAAGGGUAUCCUUUUUGGACCAUCAUUUUGUUUUCUUUGAAGAUUUAUAAGUGUUGCAUUUUUUAAUCACAUGCAUUUUCCUGUCUGGUUUAUGUUUUGGCAUCCUUUGACCCAGCACCAAAAAUAAAACAUCAAAGACAAAUAAACGCGGAAAAAGUCUGUGGUGGGUUUUGAGAGUAUACGCAUGGUCUAACCACAGUUUCCACACAGACAAAGCAGCAGCUAAAACACACAGACAAGGACCAUAGUGGGCCAUAAUGAAAAGCGCU
Molecule: messenger RNA, 3350 nt
Organism: Cheilinus undulatus (humphead wrasse)
Lineage: Eukaryota; Metazoa; Chordata; Actinopteri; Labriformes; Labridae
Exons: 4
Coding region: 222-677 (151 amino acids)
Source: RefSeq, a predicted model, not a curated record